Molecule: messenger RNA, 2772 nt
Organism: Gordionus sp. m RMFG-2023
Lineage: Eukaryota; Metazoa; Nematomorpha; Gordioida; Chordodea; Parachordodidae
Product: 3-phosphoinositide-dependent protein kinase 1-like
Exons: 16
Coding region: 27-2423 (798 amino acids)
Biological process (GO): peptidyl-serine phosphorylation; intracellular signal transduction
Molecular function (GO): ATP binding; protein serine/threonine kinase activity
Source: RefSeq, a predicted model, not a curated record
UUAUUUGAGCAUUUAACAAUGCAUUAAUGUCUAUUUUAACUUAUAAUUCAAAUAAGAUUCUGCCAUCUUCUGACCAAAAUAUAAAUAAUUUUAAUAUCGACACCUUACAACCUGUAAAUAACAACAAAAUAGAUUCAUCUAUAUUAACCAAUGAAGAUGAGCAUGGCAAAAAAUGUACUUUUGAAGAUCCAUAUGUAAAAGAAAAUUUAAUAUCCAAUAAUAAGGAAUUACCAAGGCCUAAGCCUGGACAAAUUCUGCAUCGAACUGCCAAUGACUUCUUUUUUUUUAAAAUCAUAGGUGAAGGGUCAUUUUCAACAGUUUAUAAAUCUAGAGAUAUUCAUACCUUAAAAUAUUAUGCAAUUAAAGUUAUGGAUAAAAGACAUAUUAUAAAACUCCAUAAACAAUCCUGCGUUAAAAAAGAAAAAGAACUUCUACAAGCUUUAAAUGCAAAUCCACAUCCAUUUUUUGUCAAAUUGUAUUGUACAUUCCAAGACUUUGAACGACUAUUCAUCGUAAUGUCCUACGCCAAAAAUGGGGAAAUACUUAACUACAUAAAUCUCAAACACUGUUUUGAUCUCGAGAUAUCCCGUUUUUACGCCGCUGAACUCACUUGCGCACUUGAACACCUCCACAAGAUGGGCAUCGUUCAUAGGGACAUCAAACCAGAAAAUAUUUUGCUCGAUGAGAAUUUCCACAUCAAAAUCACUGAUUUUGGAUCGGCCACCUUUUCUCCCUUCGAAUCUUCCCCAACCGAUCAAGAUACUGAAGAUAAUAAAAGUGAUCCCAGCUCCGAUAACUCUUCAAGUACCAAUGACGACAGAGCUCAAGAAAAAUCGGAUGAUGACACAAAAUCCAAUAAAAUUGCAACGAACGGGGUUAGUAGAACCGUAGCUAAGCAAAAUAAUCGGCACAGUUCGUUUGUGGGCACGGCUCAAUACGUUAGCCCGGAGAUUUUAACCAGCAAACCAGUCACCUAUGUGGCCGAUUUAUGGGCUCUGGGCUGUGUCGUUUACCAAUUUAUUACCGGCAAUUAUCCCUUCAGAGCGAACAAUGAAUAUCACAUAUUUCAAAAAAUCUUACGUUUGAAUUAUGAUACUCCACUUUAUAUGGAUGCCGAUGCUCGAGACUUUAUACAAAAAUUGCUCAAAAUUAAACCUUCCGAAAGGCUAGGCAGCCCAAAUAUGGGUGGCUACCCUGCUUUAAAAUCUCAUCCUUUCCUACACAUAUACCUAGAAAAUUUCGAAAAUCUGUACAAAACUGAAUCUCCGCUCUUGGUUAAAUUAUUAGUCGCUAAAGGCAGUAGCAAUAUUUUGCGAGCUACGGAGAGCGAUAAAGAGGAAUCGGAGUUCACCAAAUACCCCAUAAAACCGGGUCUUAAUGAAUCUCAACUUAGUAGACUACAUGGGUUAGGUCUUCUUCAAGAAACUUUUUCCCAGCUGACUUUUCUUAAUAAUAACGAAACUCCCGACACAGCUAUUGAUAAAUGCACAACUCAUCACGAUAAUAUUAAAUCUAUUCAAUCAUCAGAUGAGCACAAUGUUACGAAGGAAAAAAAUGGUGUAUCGCUUUCUAAAGAAAGUCAGACAUGUAGUACUAAGAAUUCAUCCGAUAAAGUUACAACAUCCACCGCCUUCUCGGAUAGUUCGGUUGUCUCUUUUAAUAAAAAUAGUGAAUCGAAUAAAAUUAUAGUAGGUAAUAAGGGUGAUCAUAUCAACGUUUCUCCUAUGAAGAAAGACAAAAAGCCAAAGCGCAGUUUCCUUAAACCACCUAAGCUUAAAGGAAGUUCCAAAAAAUUGUCCAUGAUGAUCAAAAUAGGGGUUCCUCCUUCCAUAUUUACUUAUUCCAAAAAUCGCCCCACAAUGCAUGAUAAUUUAUCGGAUAAAGAGUCAACUGCCGACCACCCUAAAACUAGGAAAUUUGUCGAUUCCACUAAUGACUUAAAUGGCGAUAGAAAAAAUUCCUUGCCAGCAAUGCUACCCCAUCAUAAAUCGGAUUCCUAUAAUUCCGAACAAAUGAUUCGUUUAGUUAACAAUUGUCGCUUCAAAUUCAUGGAAGGUCAAGAGAUUGUCAAUAUAGGCAUAGUUCACAAACGAGUGGGAUUAUUCACCAAACGCAGAAUGUUGAUUUUAACAGAUGCCGUUAAUUCUAAUAGCGAUAUAGGAAAUUCAAUGGAAACAAAUGUACUAAAACCUCAUCCCCAUUUAUUUUACCUAGACCCUACUAACAUGAUUUUGAAAGGUGAAAUACCAUGGUCGGAAGAACUAAAAGUUGAACCGAAAAACUUUAAGAUAUUUUUCGUCAUCACGCCCAAUAGAACUUAUUUUUUGGAAGAAUCAGAAGGUUUUGCACUCAAAUGGUGUGCUGCAAUCUCAAAACUUCAUCAAAAAUAUUUCCCUAACACGCAGUUUUUAUGUAUUCGUUAAAUUUUAAUGUUUUCAUAUGCUAGACACCUUAAAUGAAAUAUGCUAUAAAGAUUAACGAUUCCUAUUAUUAUAUUCGCUAAAUUAGUGUAAAUACUAUGUUAAUAAUCAUUAUGUUGACUACUUCAAAUUGAUUACAUACACCCUUCAAUAUUUUUUACACAUUAUUUUUAUCUAAACACUUAAGUUUAUUCGGUUAUAGAGACUACUUCAAAACUUAUAAAGUUUAAUAUUUUGGCAUAAUCAAAAUCAAGCAAGUUUAUUCGUUUAUAUUGAUAAUUUAAUUUAGUAUAUUACCUUUUAAUAUAUGAAUACAAAUUAUAAUUAGGUUUUAAAAAAAGAUCUAAAAGCA